This is a messenger RNA of Ctenocephalides felis (cat flea), 383 nucleotides long. Its product is annotated as keratin-associated protein 19-2-like. The coding region runs from base 36 to 383 and encodes 115 amino acids. The record is from RefSeq and is a predicted model, not a curated record. Lineage: Eukaryota; Metazoa; Arthropoda; Insecta; Siphonaptera; Pulicidae. The transcript is spliced from 2 exons.
UUUGUAUUGUUCGUACUGAAGAAGAGACUAAAAUAAUGAAAUCGUUUUCUGCAUUUGCCAUAAUGGCAGUAGCCAUUUUCUUGAUCUAUGGAAGUCAAGCAGAAGCUAAAAAAGGUUAUGGAGGAGGCUAUGGCGGUAUCGGCUAUGGAGGAGGUCCUGGUGGAGGAUAUAUUGGUGGCUAUGGCGGACACGGAGGAUAUGGAGGAUAUGGAGGACAUGGUCAUGGUCAUGGCUAUGGCGGUUAUGGAGGUGGUCAUGGAGGUUAUGGCGGAGGCCACGGGGGUUACGGAGGUCACGGAGGCUAUGGGGGAUAUGGUGGUUAUGGAGGGGGUUACGGAGGCGGUUUUCAAGGAAUAUUUGGAAAAGGAAAAUAUAAAGGAUAA